GCAUGCGCAGCGCGUCCCCGGGAGGAGCGCGGGGUCCGUCCGUUGGCGUCCCGCACCCCCCGCGAUCCCCGCACCCCCCCCGCACCCCCCGGGCCCACGGGCGGAGGAAGCGGAGGCGGAGCGCGGAGGGGGGGGGGGUCCCACCGGCGGCGGGAUGAGCGGAAGGCCCCGGCCGGGCCUACGGCGUCCAUGACAGGUCGCCCAUAGCCGCGGGGCCACCGCAGCGCUGAGCAGCGCCAUGAGCGAAGUGGCCGUGGUGAAGGAGGGCUGGCUGCACAAGAGGGGGGAAUACAUCAAGACGUGGCGGCCCCGCUAUUUCCUGCUGAAGAGCGACGGGUCCUUCAUUGGCUACAAGGAGCGCCCCGACAGCCCCGACAGCGCCUCGCCGCCCCUCAACAACUUCUCGGUGGCGGAGUGCCAGCUGAUGAAGACGGAGCGCCCGCGGCCCAACACGUUCGUCAUCCGCUGCCUGCAAUGGACGACGGUCAUCGAGAGGACCUUCCACGUGGAUUCCCCGGAGGAGCGGGAGGAGUGGAUGAGGGCGAUUCAGACGGUGGCCAACAGCCUGAAGGAGCAGCAGCAGCCGGGGGGGGACGGGGGGGACUGCAAAUGUGGGACCCCCGGGGACAACAGCGGGGCGGAGGAGAUGGAGGUCGCUGUGAGCAAGAGCCGGGCCAAGGCGACGAUGAACGAUUUCGACUACCUGAAGCUGUUGGGGAAGGGAACGUUCGGGAAGGUGAUCCUGGUGAGGGAAAAGGCCACGGGGCGGUACUACGCCAUGAAGAUCCUCCGCAAGGAGGUCAUCAUCGCCAAGGACGAGGUCGCGCACACCGUCACCGAGAGCCGCGUGCUGCAGAACACCCGGCACCCCUUCCUGACGGCCCUGAAAUACGCCUUCCAGACCAGCGACCGCCUCUGCUUCGUUAUGGAAUACGCCAACGGCGGCGAGCUCUUUUUCCACCUCUCCCGGGAGCGCGUCUUCACGGAGGAGCGCGCGCGGUUCUAUGGGGCUGAGAUCGUCUCUGCCCUGGAGUACCUCCACUCCCGGGACGUGGUGUACCGCGACAUCAAGCUGGAGAAUCUGAUGCUGGAUAAGGAUGGGCACAUUAAGAUCACCGACUUUGGGCUCUGCAAAGAGGGCAUCAGCGAUGGGGCCACCAUGAAGACCUUCUGUGGGACCCCCGAGUACCUGGCGCCCGAAGUGCUGGAGGACAACGACUACGGGCGCGCAGUGGACUGGUGGGGCCUCGGGGUGGUGAUGUAUGAGAUGAUGUGCGGCCGCCUGCCCUUCUACAACCAGGACCACGAGCGCCUCUUCGAGCUCAUCCUGAUGGAGGAGAUCCGCUUCCCCCGCACCCUCAGCCCCGAGGCCAAAGCGCUGCUGGCCGGGCUGCUCAAAAAGGACCCCAAGCAGAGGCUGGGCGGCGGCCCCACGGACGCGCAGGAGGUGAUGGAGCACCGCUUCUUCGCCGCCAUCAACUGGCAGGACGUGGUGCACAGGAAGCUCGUGCCCCCCUUCCGGCCUCAGGUGACCUCAGAGAUCGACACGCGGUACUUUGACGACGAAUUCACGGCGCAGUCCAUCACCAUCACCCCGCCCGACCGCUAUGACGACGUGGACGCCCUGGACGGCGAUCAGCGCACGCACUUCCCCCAGUUCUCAUACUCUGCCAGCAUCCGGGAGUGACCCCCCGGGGGGCUGCCCCACAUCGAGGGGGCUGCCCCACAUCCGUGGGGUCUGCCCCUGUCCGUGGAGGCCGCCCCGCAUCUGGGGGGCUGCCCCACAUCAAGGGGUCUUCUGUCCGUGGGGGCCGCUCUACAUUGAGGGGUCCGCCCCGCACCGGUGGGGUCCGCCCCACGUAAUGGGGUCUGCCCCACACCGAGGGGUGUUCUCCUGUCCGUGGGGGCUGCCCCACAUUGAGGGAGGCUGCCCCACAUCUGGGGGUCUUCCCUGGUCAAUGGGGGCUGCCCCACGCCGAGGGGUUUGCCCCUGUUUGUGGGGGCAGCUCCACACUCGGGGGUCUGCCCCACACCGACGGAUCUGCCACGCUCAAUGGGGGCGCUGCCCCACAUCUGGGGGUCUUUCCCCGGUCAAUGGGGGCGCUGCCCCACACCUGGGGCUCUGCCCCACACCGAGGGCUCUUCCCCCCUCAGUGGGCGCUGCCCCACACCAAUGGGGAUCUUACCCACACCAAUGGGGUCUUCCUCCAUCACUGGGGGUCUUUGCCACAUCCAUAUGGGGCUGCCCCACAUCAGUGGGGUUCCCCCCCCGCCCCCCGCUCAGUGCCGGACUCUUUCUAUGCUAUUUUAUUAUUAUUAUCUAUUUUGGGUUGGUUUGAAA
Molecule: messenger RNA, 2341 nt
Organism: Gallus gallus (chicken)
Lineage: Eukaryota; Metazoa; Chordata; Aves; Galliformes; Phasianidae
Exons: 14
Coding region: 239-1687 (482 amino acids)
Biological process (GO): protein phosphorylation
Molecular function (GO): ATP binding; protein serine/threonine kinase activity
Source: RefSeq, a predicted model, not a curated record